This is a messenger RNA of Dimorphilus gyrociliatus, 1633 nucleotides long. The record is from the annotation of a GenBank genome assembly. Lineage: Eukaryota; Metazoa; Annelida; Polychaeta; Dinophilidae.
ACUUUCGUUCUUCUCGUUUUGGAGAAAUUACCUUCCUUAACAUUUAACAUACUCUAAAAUUCAACUUUUAGAGUCUUUUAAUGUAUUUAAGAGACAGUUUUUCCAAUAGGGAAUAUAAAAAAUUAUAGAUUAAAAUAUGCCAAACAAAAUAGUGAAAGCAACCGAAAUAGAAGACGAUUUAGAAGAAAUGCAACAGAAUCAGGUCCAAGACUCUAAUGAAACUUUUAUUAAAAAUUUUGAAGAUCUCAAGAACAUGUUUCCACACAUUGAUGAGUUUGUGCCAAUUAUGAAUGAUGACUAUGAUGACCGACAACGACAGUAUUUUUAUAAGCUGAGAUGGGUACUAUUUCGUAAUAGUCCUAAAGAAAUGUAUUUAGCGAUACAAGGAGAUUUAUCUAAUUGUUGGUUCAUUGCCUCACUAUCAUCAAUUGCGGCAAAGGGAACUUGGCUGUUACUCAAAAAUACUAUUAUGACCCAGACCCUACAAAGGACGGGACUGUAUAAAUUUAAACUCUUUAUUCAAGGUCUAUGGAAAAUAGUUUCAGUCGACAAUAAACUUUAUGUGAAUAAGCGUGGAAUGAUCGUAUUUAGUAAAUGUCAACACUGUCAACUAUACGUAUCUUUUUUGGAGAAAGCUUUAGCGAAAUGUUUUGAUUCAUAUGCUCAUUUGGCUACAGGAAGAGCUGAGGAAGCCUUUUUCAUAUUAUUGGGACGUCCAAGCAAGAGCUACACAGGCCUUCCCAUCCAAGAACUCUGGCAAUUACUUAAGGAUAACAUUGAAAUAUCUGCUAUAGUAGGAUCAACGAAAAAUGAGGUUACAUCCUCCCAUUAUGAAGGUGGUCAUGUCUACUCUGUGACAUCUAUAGUGCCUGAAGAAUUAUCAGGUGAAAAAAAAAUUAGACUUAGAAAUCCACAUGGAAAAAAAACUGUUGAUGAUAUUUUCGACGAACACGGCGAGAUAGAAGUCACGUUAGAUGAAUUUCAUAUAAACAUGGAGUCGGUAACUAUCUGUAAUCUAAAUUAUCAGUUUAAGGAUGAACGAUAUGAUUAUAACGUUGGCAAAGAUGUUCAUGAGUUCAAUUUGCAAGAAAAACUUGAUUUAACUAUUACCCUAUUUCAUCAACAUCAUAGGGGUAAAGAAUUAUCUGACAUGUGGAUCAUAGUGAAAAAAAAUUUAGGUGAAAAUAACUGCUCAAAUAAAAUAUAUUCAUCUGAUCUGGUAAAAGAUACUUUUGUCUCGUUAAAUCUCCAAUUAACAAGUGGGAGAUAUCACGUGUUCUGUUUGGGGGUAAAUAAGGAAUUUAAGGGUGUGCUACAAUAUUCGUAUUUGUCAGGAGAUGGAACUAAGAAAAUUUCACCAUCCAUUGGCACAGCAGAUUUAAUUAGUCAUAAGGAUGUUUAUACUGCAAUAGAAAAGAAAAACUGGCCAAAUCAGUCUAGCCAUGUGCUUCGGCUUGAAAGUCACUUUUCACAGACCGUAAUUCUCACAAACAAAAAUAUAAUCGAUGCAAUAGUUGACGAAAGACGGUAUAGAUUAGAAAAUAAUUUUGAAUGGAAACCUGUAAAAAAUACUACUGAUGCAAUAGGUAAUGAUACACCCGGCAGUUCUGUAAAUUACAAUUCCGUGACAUAA